GCCUUUGAACCAGUCUCUCUCGUUAAACCUUCCUUGUGAAUCUAUCUGACGCAUAUAAUCCAUUCUUGAUCCCCUGACAGCAUUUCACAAUGUACAAGAGAGUCGAAAGGAAGCGAAAGAGAAGAGAGGAAGAGGAAGAACUCGGGCUGGACGAGGAUAUGAAGGAGAUCAUGGGUCUAAACGACACUGAUUCAGACGAAACAGAUACUGCAUCUGAAUCAGACUCAGAUGCGCCUGAAGAAGAGGAUGAAGGGUCCGAGGGUCCACUUGCAGCAGAGGAAGAUGAAGAGGACGAUGAAAUCAGUGAAGACGAAGAAAGUGGCCUACCAGCGGUCACCGUACAAGAAGCCUUGAAAGAUCCCAUCUAUCUCGUUUCACUGGAUCAAGACGUGAACGGGUGUAUAUUAUGCAAAGGGAAGCUAAUAAAAAGCCUAAAGAUGGCAGAUGUUCACAAAAAAUCCAUGGCUCAUCAACGACGCUUCAAGCGAUUCAAAACGCUGGCGCAGAAGGCUAGGCCAAGUGAUAAUGCCUGGCCUAUCGCAAAGGCUGCACAAACACCAGCGACGGAUGAUACCACAAAAACACCUGAAACUUUAUCGAACAGAGCCCAAAAACGAAAAACAAAGUUGGACGCUGUGAAAGAGAAACGACAGCGGCAAAAAAUAAUGAAAGCUAAGGCAAAAGCUAAGAAAGAAGCGAAAGCCCUAGUCGCGACUACAGAAGAGCCAGCAGAAGAGCCAGUAGAAGAACAGUCGUCCAAGGCUUCGGAAUCUUCACGGAAAAAACGAAAGCUCGGCGAACGGACGCGGGAAACCGCCUCUCCUAGGGGAAAGGAAGCACAGAAAGGGCGUAAAGUUGAGAGCAAGGCCGAUAAGAAAAAGCCAAAGGUUUACGAGCAACGUAUUAUCAAAAAGAAAUCACCGAGACCCAAGUCGACUAAAGUUUGAUCGGUUCUUAUUGUGUCUUGAUGGCUUGCCUCGCAGUUGUCAAUGAACACAGCUUCUUGCUUGAGCUGUCCAACGCAAGAAAAUACACCGUCUGCAUGCACACUGUCCACAUGAACUCAUAGAUGUCUAAUGAAGAUCGACAAAGAGAACGGUACCACUGGCUACCAAUAUCCAAUGCUGGCGAUUAUGAUAUAGCUGUCUACAUUAGAGUCUGCAGCACUCUGUCCGUCAUUGAGAUUACCUAUGGCAGGUUUUUAAUACUGUAGGAUGGCAACGGAGAUAGAUCAUUCCUACCUGAUGGAUAUCCGGUCUAUCUUUUGGAUUCACUUUUAAC
Molecule: messenger RNA, 1281 nt
Organism: Serpula lacrymans var. lacrymans S7.9
Lineage: Eukaryota; Fungi; Basidiomycota; Agaricomycetes; Boletales; Serpulaceae
Exons: 3
Coding region: 90-947 (285 amino acids)
Source: RefSeq, a predicted model, not a curated record